CCGCGCAGCGCGGCCGCCUACCGCGUUACUGUGCUCGUAAUUAUGACAACAAAGUGAACACAUGGACUUGUUUGUGUAUGCAGUCGGUAGACAGUGAAACCUGUGUGGCGCAAUCGCAUCUUAUCAAGCUGCGAUGGCGGUAUGCGACAAAUGGGUCGCUCUAAAGAUAGUCGAGUUUUUAUUCUGCGUGGCCUGCCUAGUAGCGAAGCGUGUCUCGUCCGAUGAUGAAGCACGUCUGGCGUUGCUGCUGCAGAAGCUGUCGCGGGAGUGGUCACUCCUUACCUCAGUCACGUGGGAUUCCGUGGGAGGAGCCUUCGCUGAUGCUGUGUAUGGAGGUUACGUGAUAAUAACCUUCGGGUUAAUCCUGGCUCGAGUGUUUCAAGAGAUACCGCGGGGACGCCGCAUACUAGAAGGCUUCUUUCUCGGAUUUGGCCUUUUGUUCUUCCUCGUAUUGGGUGGCUUAGAGUUGGCGUCUCUGGACUCCGUGCCUAGAAAUUUAGUGGUCAACGCAUCUGUACUCGGUACACUGUCCUUGAUUGUUGCUGCGUUGUUUCUCAUAGACCUUAUGGGUCCUAGAAUAUACACCAAAGCUCAAACUUCUCAAACAGACGCGUUCUCGUCACCAAAAGUAGACAAGAAAGUUACCAUAUCAAGCCAAGCACAGCCGGCCGGGAACGGGCAUGUGCCUGUAGAGAAACAGAAUGGAAACGUAAAACCGGAUAGACCAAAAGAUUUGGACUUAGAAAAGAAUAUUGAUACAAUUACAAAGAAAGAAGAGUCUACUCUUUUCGAUGAACCUAAACAUGGUUAUACGAAAUUUGAGGACGAUAUUCUUCAAAGAGACGAACUGGAGAAAUCGAAGUUUGGUUCAUUGCGCAGUGGUAUCGAGAAUGGUAACUACUUUCGCCUCUCCGACCCAUUAAUGGAUAUCGAUAAGUUUCAUUAUGAACAGGAACUUGCGAAAUUCAAUGAAAGAUAUUUGAGGCGAUAUUUAGAAGCUACCGACGGGAGAUUGCCAGUGAAAGAGGAUUAUUUGCCCGAACUACAGACGCCAGUCUUCUCGAAAGUGAAGUCUGGUCGAUUGAGGAGUUUGUACGACGACGUCUCACCCACUUACGAACAAAAACGACAGUCGAAAUCGCCGACCAGAGCUCAGAAGGUAUCAACGCCUACCUUGCAGCAAUUAGAAGAUUAUUUAAGAUCUUCAAAUAGAUCGAGAAGAGGGGACACGCCAGCGUUGUUUCCUAUGGAACCUAUAGUUGAGAAGGAAGCCACUGAGAAUGAAGGGAGGGCGUCUGGAACUCCAACUGACCCUGGGUUUGUGCAAUAUUCUGCCGGUAAGUGGCCUGACAAAAGAGAAGUGCGUACACCGAGACAUAGCCCAACGUAAUAACUUAUUGACUUGUGAAGUUGUGACUUUAUGACUGACGAGUGUAGAACUGUAAUUGUUCACGAAUGUGUGUGCUUGUGUAUUAUAAAUAGCCAUUAUAUUUAUAAAUAGUAAUAAGUAUAGCCACUAAUAUAUUUUUAUG
This is a messenger RNA of Achroia grisella, 1532 nucleotides long. RefSeq lists its product as uncharacterized. The record is from RefSeq and is a predicted model, not a curated record. The coding region runs from base 134 to 1390 and encodes 418 amino acids. The transcript is spliced from 4 exons. Lineage: Eukaryota; Metazoa; Arthropoda; Insecta; Lepidoptera; Pyralidae.